UCCAAAUUUAUUCCCAUCAAAAUAAAAUAUCAUCAUAUUUUAAAAUUUUAAAUCAAUCAUAAACCCUAGAAGAAUUCUAAUCUGGGGGUGAGGAUGGCUUUGUCAGUAUCUGACUUACCUGCGAUGUAUACAUUGCUUUCAAAUUCACUUAGCGGCGACGAAUCCUUGCGUAAACCUGCCGAAUCCACACUCGCUCAAUCCGAAAACUUGCCAGGCUUUUGUUCCUGCUUAAUGGAAGUAAUCACCGCAAAAGACUUAGUAUCUCAAGCAGAUGUUCGGUUAAUGGCAUCAUUGUAUUUCAAGAAUAGUAUCAAUCGGUACUGGAGGAACAAGCGUGACUCAUCAGGUCUUACUAAAGAGGAGAAGUCACAUUUGAAGCAGAAGUUGUUGUCCCACUUGAGAGAAGAGAACUAUCAGAUUGCUUUAACAUUGGCUGUUCUAAUAUCCAAAAUAGCUCGCAUCGACUAUCCCAGAGAAUGGCCCGAGCUCUUUUCAGUUCUAGCUCAACAACUUCAAUCAGCAGAUGUUCUUGCUUCACAUAGGAUCUUUAUGAUUCUCUUCCGAACAUUGAAGGAGUUGUCUACCAAACGUCUCACAUCAGACCAAAGAAACUUCGCUGACAUAGCAUCCCAGUUUUUUGACUACAGCUGGCGUCUCUGGCAGAGUGAUAUGCAGACUAUACUAAAUGGCUUCACUUCACUUGUUCAAACGACAAAUCUAAAUAGUUCUCAUGAUGAACUUCACCUAACAUGUGAAAGAUGGUUUUUGUGCUCAAAGAUAAUUCGUCAGCUGAUAGUUUCAGGGUUUCCUAGUGAUGAAAAGUCACUGCAGGAGGUUCGGCCUGUCAAAGAGGUCUGCCCUUCGCUGUUGAAAGCAAUUCAGUCGCUCCUUCCAUUUUAUUCAUCUUUUGGAGAACAUUAUCCAAAACUCUUUGAAUUUAUCAGAAAGGCAUGUACCAAGUUGAUGAAGAUUUUAGUGGCCAUUCAGACAAGACAUCCUUACUCAUUUGGGGACCAGUGUGUCCUCCCCUUAGUGAUGGACUUCUGCUUAAACAAGAUCAUAGAUCCUGAACCCGAAAUAAUGUCAUUCGAUAAAUUUCUUAUCCAGUGUAUGUCAAUGGCAAAAAUUGUUCUGGAAUGCAAGGAAUACAAGCCAGUAAUGACUGGACGUCUGAUUGAUGAGAAUGUGGUCACUCUCGAGCAGAGAAAGAAAAAUAUUUCGGGGGCUGUUGCUGGUGUGCUCACAUCACUUUUGCCCAAUGAAAGGGUUGUACUUUUGUGUAAUGUUUUAAUAAGGAGGUACUUUGUAUUAACAGCAAGUGAUUUGGAGGAGUGGCAUCAGAACCCCGAGGCUUUUCAUCACGAGCAGGAUGCAGUUCUUUGGUCAGAAAAGCUGAGGCCGUGUGCUGAAGCACUAUACAUUGUUUUGUUUCAUAAUCAUACCCAACUGCUAGGUCCUGUUGUUGUUUCUAUUCUUCAAGAGGCUAUGAAUGGUUGUCCUCCAUCAGUAACUGAUAUUACUUCAGGGUUGCUUCUAAAGGAUGCUGCUUAUGGUGCUGCUGCAUACAUCUAUUAUGAGCUAUCAAAUUAUCUCAGCUUCAAGGAUUGGUUUAAUAACGCCUUAUCAUUAGAACUGACAAAUGAUCACCCCAACAUGCGCAUCAUACAUAGAAAAGUUGCCCUUAUUCUUGGUCAAUGGGUUUCUGAGAUUAAAGAUGAUACCAAACGACCAGUCUACUGUGCUCUGAUCAAGUUGUUGCAGAACAGAGACUUGUGUGUCAGGCUGGCAGCAUCGCGGUCAUUGUAUUUCCAUAUUGAAGAUGCAGCCUUUUCGCAGCAAGAAUUUUCUGAUCUUCUUCCAGUUUGUUGGAAAUUGUCUUUUAAAUUGGUCGAGGAUGUCCAGGAGUUCGAUUCGAAGGUUCAGGUUCUAAACACAAUCUCUGUAUUGAUUGCCUAUGUCGGCGACGUCAUUCCAUACACCGAUGAAUUGGUUCAGUUUUUUCAAAAGUCAUGGGAGGAAUCUUCUGGUGAAAGCCUUUUGCAGAUUCAGCUUUUAACUGCCCUCAGGAACUUUGUAAUUGCUCUUGGUUAUAAGUCCCCUCUGUGUUACCCUGUGCUACUUCCUGUUCUAGUAAGCGGACUUGAUGUUAACAGCCCUGAUGAACUCCUGGAGGAUAGUAUGCAGCUAUGGGAAGCCACAAUUUCCAAUGCCCCGUCAAUGGUCCCACAACUGUUGGGAUACUUCCCUUCUUUGGUGGAUAUACUGGAAAGAAGUUUUGAUCACUUGAAGGUUGCUGCCUCUAUCACCGAAGGUUACAUAAUUUUAGGGGGAACCGAGUUUCUGAGUUUUCAUGCUUCAAGUGUUGCUAAGCUUUUUGAUGAGGUUGUGGGAAAUGUCACUGAUAAAGGCUUACUUUCCAUACUUCCUGUCAUUGAUAUUCUCAUUCAGUGUUCGCCUACUGAUGGCCCACAAUUAAUCAGCAGUACCCUUCAGAAAAUGAUUGUUAUAUGCUUAACUGGAGACGACCGGGUUCCUACCAGUACAGCUGUAAAAGCAUCUGCAGCUGCCACUCUGGCACGGAUUCUGGUAACAAAUAUCAAUUUUCUGGCUCAGUUAGCAUCAGAACCAUCCCUUUUGAUGCUCCUUCAGAAUGCUGGCUUCCCUGCUGGAGAGAACAUUCUUCUAUGUCUAGUUGAUGUAUGGCUUGACAAGGUUGACAAUGUAAACUAUAUUCAGAAAAAGACAUUUGGAUUUGCACUCUCUAUAAUUUUGACAUUAAGGUUACCCCAAGUAGUUGAUAAGUUAGAUCAAAUACUAAGUGUAUGUACUAGUGUAAUUUUGGGCGGAAGUGAAGACACAACUGAAGACGAGUCCAGCAGUGAUAGUAUGAGCUCUAGCAGACCUCAAUUUCCAAGUAAAGAAUUCAGGAGGAGACAGCAGAUGAAGAUCUCAGACCCUAUAAAUCAAUUGUCACUGGAAAAUUCAGUGAAAGAGAACCUUCAGACUUGUGCUAGUCUACAUGGAGAGGCCUUCAAUACUGCCAUGGCUAGAAUGCAUCCUUCGGCACUUGCCCAACUAAAGCAGGCUCUUAAAAUGGCAUAGUUAUUCCAAUUUCAUUCUUGGAUUAUCCAUUCUUUAUCUUUUACCAAGUAGGACCAGACUCGGGGGAAGAAAUACCCACUGCUCUUUACAAGGGAAAAGCAUGAGGUGGUGUAUGGCGUUUGGGAUGCGGGUGGUUUACAUAUUUUUGUGGUUGAGUUUUGGGGCUGGAUUUCUUUGCGAUUGGUUUGGAUUAAGGUUGUGGUUCUUGAAGAUUGCACAGCAGCAGUGUAAAUAGUGUGGUCCUUCAUUUCUAUUUUUUAAAGGUGUGAGGGUCGGCAUAUUUCCUUUUCGGGGUUUUACACUUUUACUAAAAUGUUAUGGCAAAUGCGUUGUAAAACUAUAAAUUUUGGUUGCAGUUACUGCACCAUCAUUCAACUUUGUCAAAGCCGUUGGCUUAUUACUUGUAUCCGAGGAAUCUGGAAAUUAAUUGAAAUUUCUGUGCCAUUUGUUACGGGGCAUAUGAUCUUGAGUAAA
Messenger RNA from Erigeron canadensis, 3576 nucleotides. Its product is annotated as importin-11. Gene Ontology annotation, cellular component: cytosol; nuclear envelope. Gene Ontology annotation, molecular function: small GTPase binding. Gene Ontology annotation, biological process: protein import into nucleus. The record is from RefSeq and is a predicted model, not a curated record. NCBI's taxonomy places the organism in Eukaryota, Viridiplantae, Streptophyta, Magnoliopsida, Asterales, Asteraceae. Bases 94 to 3102 code for a protein of 1002 amino acids. The transcript is spliced from 25 exons.